Messenger RNA from Lachancea meyersii CBS 8951, 759 nucleotides. The record is from the annotation of a GenBank genome assembly. Lineage: Eukaryota; Fungi; Ascomycota; Saccharomycetes; Saccharomycetales; Saccharomycetaceae.
AUGGUGGCCUCAGUAAAACGUACUGUAAGAAUCAAGACACAACAGGCGAUUUUGCCAGAUGUUCCGCCACCAGUGGAGAACUUUCCUAUGCGCAAAUGGAGCAUUGAAAUAUUCCUACUAGAUGAACAAGGAAACGAGAUUCCAGCGACGAUUUUCGACAAAGUUGUGUAUCAUUUACACCCUACAUUUCCCAACCCAACCAGGACGUUCACGAAGCCUCCGUUCAAGAUUGAAGAACAAGGAUGGGGAGGUUUCGAGCUUCUUAUAAGUGGCCAUCUGCUCGAAAAAGGCGGAGAAAGAAAGCUCACGCACGAUCUGCAUUUCAUGAAAGAGGUUUACGAGGCCGACCACGUUAUUCAAAUUCCCAUCAACAAACCGCUGCUCAAAACAGAAUUGAUGAAGAGUGGGCCUGUAGACGAAGCUGCCGUAUCCGCAGCUGGAACCCCGGUGUCGAGCACGGUCGGUGGAGGCGAAAAACGAAAAGCAGCAUCGGCUGCAGAGUCAAAGAGCAAGAAAGCCAAAACCGGAACAGGCAGUGCGGUCAAGGGUAGCGUAGAUCUGGAGAAACUCGCUUUUGGCCUCACCAAACUCAAUGAGGACGACCUGGUGGGCGUCGUCCAGAUGGUCACAGACAACAGAACCUCAGAUAUGAACAUCACCAACAACAUAGAAGAGGGAGAGUUUAUCAUUGACCUCUACAGCUUGCCCGAGGGCCUGUUGAAGAGUUUGUGGGAAUACGUCAAGAAAAACACCGAAUGA